Messenger RNA from Antrostomus carolinensis (chuck-will's-widow), 2721 nucleotides. RefSeq names its product Sad1 and UNC84 domain containing 1 (gene SUN1). The record is from RefSeq and is a predicted model, not a curated record. Lineage: Eukaryota; Metazoa; Chordata; Aves; Caprimulgiformes; Caprimulgidae. Gene Ontology annotation, cellular component: meiotic nuclear membrane microtubule tethering complex; nuclear envelope. The transcript is spliced from 22 exons. Gene Ontology annotation, molecular function: protein-membrane adaptor activity. The coding region runs from base 1 to 2721 and encodes 906 amino acids.
AUGGACUUUUCACGUCUACACAUGUACACUCCUCCCCAAUGUCUGCCAGAGAACACUGGCUAUACAUAUGCACUCAGUUCAAGUUAUUCUUCAUCUGCUUUGGAUUUUGAGACUGAAAACAAAAUAGAUCCAGUAUUUGAUUCGCCAAGAAUGUCACGGCGUAGUUUACGGUUAGCUGCUGCAGGAUUUAAUAAAUCAGAUGAGGCACAAAAUGAUCUCUAUGACAGUCCUUAUGCCGGAACCUCGUCCUUCAGAGAACAGUCUUCUAGGACUGUGAAGCAACGCAAAAGUAUCAAUAAACAGUCUGGCAGUGUAAGACACACGCCAAGGCAAAACCUGUCCAGUUCUUCCAUUUUUAGCCAAAGCAGUUUCAAUAGCCAUGGCAGUGACACAUCCAUGGUAUCCAGUGUAUUGGAUGAAUCUUUGAUUCGAGAGCGGACAGAAGUGGAUCAUUUCUGGGGUCUUGAUGAUGAAGGUGACCCUAGAGGUAGUGAUUCUACCCUGAUGCAGGAAAAUGGUGAUAUAACAGCAGAAGAAACACAGACCACAAUGAUCAACGGCUACACUUGCAAUGACUGCAGCAUGCUUUCUGAUCGGAGGGAGGUUCUUACAACAUACUCAACUUCUCAUGUGCCAUCUUCUAGAAUUUACACCAGGGAUAGGAGCCAGAGACAUGCAUCUAGAGGAACCUAUUUCUACAUGAGUAAGAUUCUGCGAUUGGUCAAACAUGCUGCAACAUCUUUUGCAUCACUAUUAGUGCAACUAUUACAAAUGGUUUUGCUGAAGCUGGGUUAUGAAUUUAAAGCUCACUCAGACUACUGUGGAAGCAUGAAUGUAAAUGAGUAUUACAGAGAAGAUAGCCAUCUGGGUGUAAAUGAGGAAUCAAUAUGUGAUGACUGUAAGGGGAAGAAACAUCUUGAAAUACACACCACAGACCACAUGCAAUCCUCAUGGGCUAAAAGGGUAGCAAGGACCAUUUGGCACACCUUUUCUUAUGCAGGUUACUUUAUGCUUCACGUGUUGCAAACAGUGGGAGCAACGGGAUGGCUUGUGUCUCAGAAGGUGUUGUCUCUACUUUGGCUCGCCGUUCUCUCUCCAGGGAGGGCAGCUUCUGGCAUAUUCAGGUUGCUUAGAACUGGGUGGUAUCAACUUGUUACUUUGAUGUCUUUGCUCAAGGUGUUUCUUCUAAGAAGGUGCCUUCCAAAGAUCUCCAAGUUGUUACUGUUCCUUAUCCCACUCCUGUUUCUACUGGGUAUAUGGUUCUGGGGUUUUGAUGCCUUCAUUUCAUUAUUACCUUCAUUGAAUUGGACAAGUGUUGAUAGAAUACAGAGAAUGGAUGACUCUAUUCGUGUUCCUGAACCACAAGCUGAUUCUUUUCACUCUGUGCAACCUCCAAAGGAUACCAUAAAUAUCUUUGAUUCUGGUCGUAUAAGCGAGCUGGAAAAGCAAAUGGUCUUCAUGUCUGACAGAUGCCAUCACCAUGAUGAAAAAUACAACAAAGUGAUGCUUCUACUCCAAAAUCUUCAAGAUCAGGUUGCCCAGAUGAGUGACAAAAGUGAAACAUUGCAACUAAUAAAAAAUGUGAUAGGUCAGCAUGUUAAAGAUAUGAAACUGGAGGAAAAGACUAACUUCCUGGCUUUACAUCAAGAACAUGAGUUGCGCAUCCUGGUACUGGAAGACCUUCUUGGAAAGCUCUCUGCUGAAUCCAAGGACAUCCAGACGGAGCUUGACAUAGCAAAAGCAAAAACAACGAGAGAUGAUGAUGAACAUAACCAACUUUUGUCCAAAGUUAAAAAGCUAGAACUAGAGUUGUCUCAGAUGAAAUCAGAGCUGUUAACCAGGGAAAGUGUGAAGACAAGUUGUGAGAAAAUGGAUGUCAUUCAUGAAAAAGUAGAUGCCCAGGUCAAAGAAUCUGUCAGGCUAAUGCUUUUUGGUGAUCAACAACAAGACUUCCCCAAAUCGCUUCUCCAGUGGCUUACGUCCAAUUUUGUGAGCAAAAGUGAUCUGCAGACUUCGCUGCAGGAUCUAGAGAUGCAGAUCCUCAAGAGUAUUACUCUCCAUAGGUCUAUUACAAAUGAAAAAGUGUCAUCUGAAGUAGUAACAAAUGCUGUGACUAAUGCAGGGAUUUGUGGAAUCACAGAAGCGCAAGCACAGAUUAUUGUAAACAAUGCCCUGAAGCUCUACUCUCAAGACAGGACUGGUAUGGUGGAUUUCGCCUUGGAAUCUGGAGGUGGCAGCAUUCUGAGUACUCGCUGUUCUGAAACCUAUGAGACCAAAACAGCAUUAAUUAGCCUCUUUGGAAUUCCUCUGUGGUACUUCUCUCAGUCUCCCAGAGCGGUGAUUCAGCCGGACAUGUAUCCAGGAAAUUGCUGGGCAUUCAAAGGAUCACAGGGAUAUCUUGUAGUUAGACUUUCAAUGAAGAUCUAUCCAACUGCCUUUACAGUGGAACACAUACCAAAAUCACUUUCACCAACUGGGAGUAUCACCAGUGCUCCUAGGAACUUUUCAGUAUAUGGUCUAGAUGAUGAAUAUCAAGAAGAAGGCAAGCUUCUAGGACAGUAUGUCUAUGAUGAAGGAGGAGAACCACUGCAGAUGUUUCCAGUGAUGGAUAAAAGUGAAAAUGCAUUCCAAAUAGUGGAGCUGAGAAUUUUGUCUAACUGGGGACAUGCAGAAUAUACAUGCCUUUAUCGGUUCAGAGUGCACGGGAAACCUGCCGAAUGA